Messenger RNA from Prunus armeniaca (apricot), 252 nucleotides. The record is from the annotation of a GenBank genome assembly. NCBI's taxonomy places the organism in Eukaryota, Viridiplantae, Streptophyta, Magnoliopsida, Rosales, Rosaceae.
AUGGUAAACGAGGACGUAGAUUUAAGGAGUAAACCCGGCGUGGGUGUGAUGCCGGGGUCUCCGCAGGGUUCGUCUCGGGUUUCCGGGAAAUUCGGGACGGGUCCUGUCAGCUUGAGGAAGUUGAUGGACAAGUUACAAGGGAAUGGAAGAGUUGUGAGUCCGACCAAGGAGGGUCGUGACAAAUUAAGUUGGGAAGUAAUAGUGUUGGAUGAAGUAUCACUUCACUCGCGUGGGCUUGAAUGCCGCGAUUGA